Syngnathoides biaculeatus (alligator pipefish) is the source of this 6178-nucleotide messenger RNA. It is a transcript of the gene ptdss2, whose product is annotated as phosphatidylserine synthase 2. NCBI's taxonomy places the organism in Eukaryota, Metazoa, Chordata, Actinopteri, Syngnathiformes, Syngnathidae. The record is from RefSeq and is a predicted model, not a curated record. Bases 338 to 1816 code for a protein of 492 amino acids. Gene Ontology annotation, biological process: phosphatidylserine biosynthetic process. Gene Ontology annotation, molecular function: L-serine-phosphatidylethanolamine phosphatidyltransferase activity. The transcript has 13 exons.
CCACGCCCCAUGUGACGUUCUCGGCACGCAUUAUUUUUUAUAUAUAUAUAUUUUUUUUUUUACCCUGUCGCGAUUUGUUAAUCGCACCGCGUGCUCGGUUUGUUUUGUCAAGUCGGUAUUUUUUGCUAGCAUUUGGUAUUUGAAAGGCUUGACUCGAUGGCGUCCAAGUGGCACGCUAACAACGCAGAGCCAUCAACCCUGUACAUUUAGUCGGAUGCAUCACAGUCGCUUCGGUGCGGCUGACUCAAUUGGUACCUGACUGGAGGAUUGGGGGGGAAAUAACCCAAAAAGCUGUUGAGCUCACUCAGCAGAUACUUUUGAGUGGCCCGGUGGAGCUAUGAAGCUGGAGACGAGGAAAAGCUGCGUGGCCCCGGUCCACUCGGCCAGCAAGUGCACGCAGGAGGCGGUAAACAACGGCAUGGGCGACCCCGGCUGCACCGAUCAGAGUACAACGCUUAAAGCCAGAGUCACCAAGCAGAGCUCCAGGGAGAGCCUCCAACGGAAAAACACCGAGUGUGAAGUGUACGACGACGGGACCAACACGUUUUUCUGGCGGGCCCACACCGUCACCGUUUUGUUCAUCCUGACGUGCGCUCUGGUAUAUGUCACGCUGCUGGAGGAGACACCGCAGGACACGGCCUUCAACACAAAGAGAGGUAUUGUGGCCAGCAUCCUGGUGUUCCUUUGUUUUGGGGUCACGCAAGCAAAAGAUGGACCCUUCACUCGACCACAUCCAGCGUAUUGGCGCUUCUGGCUCUGCGUGACGGUCGUCUAUGAACUCUUCCUCAUCUUCAUCCUCUUUCAGACUGUGCACGACGGGCGGCAGUUCAUGAAGUACAUCGACCCCAAACUGGGGGUGCCCCUCCCCGAAAGAGACUACGGCGGAAACUGCCUCAUCUACGAUCCCGGCAACACCACUGAUCCCUUCCACAACGUUUGGGACAAGAUGGAUGGCUUUGUUCCAGCUCACUUCCUGGGUUGGUAUAUAAAGACGCUGAUGAUUCGGGACUGGUGGAUGUGUAUGAUCAUCAGCGUCAUGUUUGAGUUCCUGGAGUACAGCCUGGAGCACCAGCUGCCCAACUUUUCCGAAUGCUGGUGGGACCACUGGAUCAUGGACGUGUUGGUCUGCAACGGUCUGGGCAUCUACUGCGGCAUGAAGACGCUGGCGUGGCUGUCCAUGAAGCCGUACCAGUGGCAGGGCCUGUGGCACAUUCCCACUUACAAGGGCAAGAUAAAGCGCAUCGCCUUCCAGUUCACGCCGUACAGCUGGGUGAAGUUUGAGUGGAAGCCCGCAUCCAACCUUCGCCGCUGGCUCGCCGUGUUGGGCAUCAUAUUUAUGUUCCUGCUGGCCGAGAUGAACACCUUCUACCUGAAGUUUGUGCUGUGGAUGCCGCCGGAACAUUACUUGGUGCUGCUGCGGCUGGUGUUUUUUGUCAACGUGGGGGGCGUGGCCAUGAGGGAGAUCUACGACUUCAUGGACGACCCGAAGUUCCACAAGAAACUCGGCCAGCAGGCGUGGCUGGUGGCGGCCAUCACGGUCACCGAGUUCCUCAUCGUGCUCAAGUACGACCCCAACACCAUCAUGCUGCCCAUCCCCUUCUUCAUCACGCAGUGCUGGUUACUGGGCCUCCUCGUCAUCCUCAUUUGGACUCUGUGGCGCUUUUUCAUCCGUGACAUCACGCUCCGCUACAAGGAGACGCGGCGCCGCAAGCAGGAGGACCCCGCCGACCGCGAGCGACCCCUGGGCAACGGCGCCACUUCGGGCCGCAGCAAACUCAACGGCAGCUCCGACGUCCUGCGCCACAGGAAGUCCUGAGCGAAGACGAAACCAACUGCGACGCCAAGACUGACGCGGCCGCCGUGGGCCACUGGUGGUGGCGUGCUGGCCAUUUCCAUCGGAGGCUCAGGUUUUGGUUUUUGGUUUUUUUUUUUUGUCUUUUAAGCCCAUUCCCGAGUCAUACGUGGAGCUUUUCAUUAUUUAUACGCAACAUUUUGGGACGUUGGCUUGACAAAGAUGGACGGAAAACAGACCGUGUCCCACAAUGCAUCACUCCGGAUCACAGCGCUACAAACUGUGCUAAAAGCUAGCAAUGGAACUAAACGGGCCACCAGGAACGCCCACCGGGGUGGAACAACAUGUUUGUCCGUCAUCCUCGGAAGCAGUUUCCCAACAUUUUUGGAGCCAAGGCACAAAACGGUCAAUUGUUCUCUAACAAGGAGCUGAAUGAAGAGACUGAAAGAGUCACAGAAAUGCAGAAAUUACCCCAAAAAUAGAGCACGUUGGAUAAGAAUUUUGCUUUUCAGCUCCUUGUUAGAGCGAAUUACGCAGAAAGUCAGGAAACGUUGGACUUGUUCAUUCAAAAGGUCAAAAUAAGCUUACCUGUUUAAAAAAAAAAAAACCACCUUUUUGUGUGCCGUAAUUCCCGGCCUACAAGCCGCAACUUUUUUCACAGCCGCGGUGCUGGUUUGCGUUAGCGCCGCUGCGCUAGCGUUAGCACCGCCGUGUUAGCGCCGCCGCGUUAGCAACCCCCAUGCUAUUGUUAACACCGCCGUGUUAGCGUUUAGGACACCACGUUAGCACCACCGCGCUUGCGUUAGCGCAGCCGCCCUAGCGUUAGCACCAUCGCGUUAGCGUUUAGCGUCACCGCGUUAGCGUUAAACUCUGUGUACCGAGGCUUGUCACCAAGUGCGUUCUGUAGGCCGGGAAUUUCGGUAUUUGAGUCACGGGAGCGGUCUGAAUCAAUUUUUGCCUUUUUGUGUUUUUUUUUUUUUUUUUUUUAACUUAAAUGAAGAAAUAAAUGAGAAAUGACGUCUUUCAGAGGAAUACCGGUGGAAUCUCAGCUUCGUUCCACUUUUUGACAUGUAAGCAUUGUGUUAUUGCGCUCAUCGCUCCCCCACACGGGUGUCAUUGCAUCUCGAUGUUAGGAGGAAUCUUAUUUCAUGUCUCGUGAAAUCUUGAUGGAUUGGGUGGAUGCUUGUAGUUGGACCGCCGUUACGCUUACAUCACACCCACUGGGUGGCGUCCACAAAACUUUCGUUCUCAGUGGUUUGUUUUGCAUCCGGAGGGGAAUCUUUUGACCGGAGUUGGCCCACUGUCGUCCUCAGCGGUCUGAAGUUAGGUCAGAAAAAUCUUGUGGCGGGAGUUGGCCCAUUGUAACUCCUCGGAGGGUUCACAGUACACGAUGAAAAAAUCUGCUGACUCUCAUUUGCCCACUUUAGUUGUCAGUGUCUCCGUUUCCCUCGAAAAAAAAUCUCGAUACGAGUUAGCGCAGCGUAGUUCUUAAUUGCUCCUUUUUUAAUGAAUAGACCCAAAGCGGGAGUGAGGCCACCCUUUCAGCGGUAUAAAGAAAGUAACACUCCCAACUUGCUUCACAACGCUCAAAAGUCCUUAAGUCGCAUUUCAGGUUCUUCAUUUUAAAAGCUCGUUAGGCUGGACUACAAUAAGAAAAAGUUUAUCUAAAAAAAAAAAAAAAAAACAAAACAGAAUAAAUGAUGAUGCCAUUGUCGGAAAUAACUACUGAUAUUAAACAUGUAAGGCUACUUUGUAUUGUAUAUUUUAGGACCAAUAUAAAUCUCCGGCACGAGAUUGUACAGUGUUAAUUAUGUGUCAUUGUGACAAUCAGUUGUGGAAUCUUGCUUGAAACUUAAAAUUUCCAAAAAAAACAUUUUUAUUUUUAUUAUUAUUAUUUAAGUCAGGGUUGGUGAACGUUUUCUAUCAGGGACUGUUUCAACUUUCUAAAGGUUCUCCGAGCGCUAUGCUAAGUCGAUAAAGAUAUGGAAAUGCUCGUUAUUAUACAUUAGGAGCAUUUUGGGGGACUUUUUUUUUUUUUUUUUUUUUUUGCUUUUGUGACGGUUGUCCUGAGGUUUUUUUCUCUGUUCGGGUUUAAUGUUGGGCAGGGUGGAAUGUAUGGAAUGUACCACUUUAGCGGUCCGAAGGGAUCGCUAAGGUGGCGUCCUGUUACUUGAACGAACAAUUCAUGUCCGCUCCGUUCGAAUGACCAAAAGCUUCAUCUUUUUUUUUUUUUUUUUUUUUUUGUUUGCCGAAGCCAUAAAACGCACGUAGACUUAUAAACACCAAAUCAUUUUUUGCACCUUAUUUAACUCAUUUUUUUAAAUUUUUGGUUUACAUUCCAUAGUCUUAAGUCACGGUUGUUGUUUUUGUUUUGUUUUUUUUCCACAGUCACUUGCAAUAUUUUGUACUUUCUGUUGAGUUGUCAGUUUGGAUUUAUUUAAGCCAUAAAACAGGGAUGAGAAUAACCAAUUUGGGAAAAACACUGAAAAUGUCUGCCUUUUUUUUUUUUUUUUAAAUUGAUUAUAAAAAUCACUGUUCAACGGUGACCUCUGGUUACUUCUCACAGUGUAAAUCGAGGGUGUCAAACUCAUUUUUGUUCCGGUUUCCCCUACAGAGGGUCGUUAUGACUUUGAAACAAAGAUAUUUAGUCGCCUCAUCAAAUUUACAUCAUCAAUUUGUGAGCUAGUUUUGGAAUCAGAAAUCAAGAGUAAUGUGCUUUUUCAACUACACAGGUUUGGUCACACGAGAAUAUUUGUAAUAUCUCAACUUUAUCAUUUAUGAUGUAUGACAAUUUGAUAUCUUUACAAGAAUCAUGGAGAUUAACGCUCUAGAUUUGGCUUGGCGGGCCUUGAGUUUGACACCUGUGGUGUAAAUACAAGGCAAUCAUAACGUUUUGAAAACUUCAAAUAUGAGUCUAAACAAACAAAAUACUGAGUGAAAUUUGUAUCAAAUAGUUUACUGCACUUACAAAGUUAUACUUAAGAAACAACCCCCCACCCACCCCAAAAGAAUUCCCAGAUCUACACGUUUCACAAAAAUGACAUUUUCUGAUGAAAAAAAAAAAACUCGGAAUUCUGUGAAUCCGGGGAAAAUUCUCAUCCCUGAUAUAAGUGAUAUAUAUAUAUAUAUGAGAGAAACCCAAACAAGUUUCACACGUUAAAAUCAAUUUCUGGUUUUCGUUUACCUCCAUUUGUAUUCUGGUCAAAGGUUGCAAAUAACCUAAGAGAUGCUGCUGUACCAUCAAAUAGUUUUUCUAUUUAAAACAAAUAAAUAAAACAAAUGCACCACCUCAUAGUCGGACAAUUAUUUUAUUUUGUAUAUCAUUCUUUAAAAAAAAUGAAAAUACACCAUGUCAUAGUUGGACAAGCUUUAUUUUGUGUCAAUAAAAGCAAUACCUUCAAAGAGGUUUCAUAAGUGCAACUUUUUUUGUGAUUAACCCACAUUGGAUUAGCAGUGAGAGCGCCAUCUUGUGGAAAUAUAUAUAAAAUGGAAAAAUUCAAAUAUCUUAAUUUUACAGUCCUAAUGUACAGUUAAAAAAUAUUUUCAUUUUUAAGAGUAGAAAAUGAACGAAUUAUAUUUUUAAAAUGUAUUCCAAUUAACCAUUUUGGGGUGGGAAUGAAGUACAAGAAAAAAAAUGUACAAGUCACUCGUCAUCCCACAAGGCAAUACAUUAGCAACUGUUGUAUUAUUUUCACUUUUUUUGUACAUUUUAUUAAUGGAGUUGUAAAAGCAUUUGGACAAUAAUAGUAGAAAUAAUGCAUAGGUUCCGAGUGCAUAGUUGAACUUUGACGACUGUAAAAAAAAAAUAAAAUAAAUUUGGAAAUACAGUGAAAGUCAUCAAAUCGAGCGUGUGCACAGAAAAAUUGUAACAAACGAAAGUCAAAAAGAUUCAUAAAAUUGCUUUUACAAAGCUGAUUUUGAGGUCACAGCUACGUAGACGAAGCCCUUUGGCGGAAGUGUGAUUAAAAAGACGUCGACGCUUUGGUGACAUCGGCGUAAUGGGAAAAAGGCACACUGGCAAUUGUUCUGGAAUACAGACCGGGAACAAAGAAAAUUAAAAAUAAAUACAAAAUAAUAAUUGAUGCCCGUUUGGUUUGCAUAAUGGAUAAAAGGUCAAUUAUGGCGUGGUCCAUGGUACCCUACCUUUCUUUUUAACAUAAAUGAUAUUUGCAAUACAAAAAUCUUAUUUUCAUUUCCAAAAAAAAAUAGCAAAGCCCAUUAUUUUCUUUCAUCAAAAUAAAUUCACCUCCAGGAAGUCAAGGACAGAAACUUUGGUUUCGAGGGCUCAGGCACAAAAAAAAAAAAAAAACCCCAAAAAGUCAAUUCGGUUUGAAAUCAGUCGUCUCGUUGAAAUUGAAAGAGUCCGCGUUAAAGCAAUUUGCGACG